This is a messenger RNA of Mesocricetus auratus (golden hamster), 1687 nucleotides long. RefSeq names its product chromosome unknown C7orf50 homolog (gene Chlsn). Lineage: Eukaryota; Metazoa; Chordata; Mammalia; Rodentia; Cricetidae. The record is from RefSeq and is a predicted model, not a curated record. The transcript has 4 exons. Bases 163 to 759 code for a protein of 198 amino acids.
GCCACAUGGAUGAGGGUCUGGCCACUCUGUCCCUGACACAGGGUGACUCAGGACAGUGGACACUAGCCUGGAUGGCAGGUGACACUGUGCACCCCUUACUACCCAGCACACCAAUGGCCAAAGCUGCACCUUGAGGCUGCAGGAGUGGGGCUCUGCCUGGACAUGGUGCCAGAAGGCACGUCAGCUUGCUGGUGUCCAGCGUCCUCUCCGCCAGGCCUUGCCCAGGAUGCCAUGAUGCUGGCUGGGAGGAGUCCUGAGCGGAGCCACCAACUUCUGAAGGCAGAGCCUCAGCCAAUGGAGGUACAGGAAGCCAGCCCUGAACUGACCCCGGAGGAGAGGAGAGUCUUGGAAAGGAAGCUGAAGAAAGAACGGAAAAAGGAAGAGAAAAAGCGGCUGCGGGAGGCUGGCAUAGCUGCGGCUCAGACAGCCAAGGGUCAGACCCUGCCAGCCAAGCCCUCAGCUGCCGUUCUGGCCCUGGAGUAUCUCCAAGGGUGGGCCCAGAAGCAGGAGAGCUGGAGAUUCCAGAAGACGAGGCAGACGUGGCUCCUGAUGAACAUGUAUGAUGAGGACAAGGUUCCUGACGAGCACUUCUCUACCCUGCUGGACUACCUCGAGGGACUGAAGGGCAGUGCCCGUGAGCUGACGGUCCGGAAGGCUGAGGCCCUGAUGCAGGAGCUCGAUGAGGCUGACACGGAGACCAGAGAGACACAGCUGGGGAAGAUGGAGCGCCUCCGGCAGGUGCUGCAACUACUCUCCUAAUGGAAAGAGGUGGCUGGGGUCCUGAGGACACACUGGUUACCUCCUCUCACAGCUGUGGAAGCAAGCAGGUCACCAGCACUCAUCUGCCUUGAGGACUUUCUUCCAAAGUCCUGGGAAGCCUCCCCCCCCCCAUCCUCCUGCCUAUAAGCAGUCCUGGUGCCUUGAGAGUUGAACAUGGUCUCCCUGAAACAGCUCCGGGGGCCACUCCCACCUAUGUGGCCCUAAGGUGGCUGUGGACAGAUUCUAUUGUUCUAUCAGUGAAAAUCUCAGAGACUAGCCCAUGCUGACUUUCUCCAUCAGCUGGGAUUCUCUGGUGUGGUGAUGGUGUUCUCCUACAUGUUCAGUUUGGAGGCCACUGCAGUGCAGCCUGGAUGUAAUUCACCUGCCUGCAGGGAAACCCAGCUGGGGGCUUGCAGUGAGGGCUGGACUCAUGAGUGAGCUACAAGAGGCUGCUGCUCCAUAACCUCUGUGGGCUUUCAACAACCACGUGCUGUCCCUCAGUGUCAGCAGCUAGGUCAAGUUCCUUCUCACUGGAUUGUCUCAGUCAGCGUGUUGGAAACACAGUAACUAAGCAUUUGUGUCUGGACCCAUGUCACCAUCAGAGCACAUGCCCAACUCCCUUUAGGUGACUUUUCCUGGGGACCAUAAAGAAUUGCCCAUGGAUGUCCCAUAGGGAGGGCACUGAUCAGCCAGAGAGGAUUUGACGCAAGCCCAACUCAGUGAGCAGUGAGUUCACUGGGGACUUCAUAGGAGCCAUGUGGAGUCCACCUUCUGCCUCCUGGGCUAUCCCGCCCACAACCUCUGGAACUCCUCACCCACAACCCCUUUGCAUCCAAGUAACUUUUACACAGCUCUGGGUAUAGAGAUGUAUAAAAGAGGUUUACAGAUAAAAUAUAUACUAGAUCAUAAUAAAUUUAUUUUUAAACUA